Messenger RNA from Diuraphis noxia (Russian wheat aphid), 3118 nucleotides. RefSeq lists its product as uncharacterized. The record is from RefSeq and is a predicted model, not a curated record. NCBI's taxonomy places the organism in Eukaryota, Metazoa, Arthropoda, Insecta, Hemiptera, Aphididae. Gene Ontology annotation, biological process: regulation of gene expression. Gene Ontology annotation, cellular component: nucleus.
UUUACAAAAUGGCGGUGCGUUAGGCGUACAGCGCGCACCAAGGGUACCGUAAAAUGCGCGACCGCCGCUGUCGAGCUUUUCCGUUUUCGGGCUAAUCGGCGCCCGGCGGCCAGCGGUCUCGGAUAUCGACGGUUUGCGUUUAUUGUUUUUCCGUCCCGCUUUCCCGCCGCCGCCGGCGCCGGACGAAUGAUUAAAUAUUAAUAAAUUGCGGUUGAAGGUUUCUGCGUAGUGUUUGAUCGCCGUUUACCAGCUAGUCCGUACUCCGUAGUCGUCACCGAAUACCGAUGACGAUAGGCAUUCAUUUCGUUUUCGACAACUCGACAUUGACGAUACGACACGGUUUUAAAAUAAGUAAAUAGGUACCUACCAAUGAUUAUUACGAGGACGUGUUCGAUCCGAAUAUUUGACCCUACACGGCCGAAUGCCAAAAAUGAUUACGACGAUGAAUAUCGAAUCAGAAGUCCUGCAUUUUUAAACAAUCAAAAUACAAUUAUCUUCAAGUAAGAUGUCUUCUGCUUUAGAAGAAAGGGAAGAACAAAGCUUAAAAUGUUUUAUAUGCAAUAUAAAAGUAACUACUUGUUCGUCGUACAAAGUGUACUGUACAUUUAUGCCUCAAAGAAACACAUUGUUAAUAGAUAUCAUGUCAAAAAUACUUAAAAAAGAUUUGCAACCCUCUCAAAUGAAAAAUUCAGUAUUGUGUCGAAGGUGUUUUACACUUUUUGAUGAGUUGGAUCAGAUAUCUACACGUUUCACAAAGCUUCAAUCUGACAUUAUUAAACGUUAUACUUCUACAUGCAGCGAAUAUAAAAAUAAUACUGAUUUUAACGUUGAUCAUGCAAAAAUUGUAGAUCUCUCACAGGGUGAACAAAAAAAAAAUGAUAAAUCUUUAAAUGCUGAAAAUGAAAAUAGUGAAAAAUCAUCAAUUGCUCUAAAUGAGAUUGUCGAGAAUAUCAUAAGUAGUAUACAAACUGAUGAAACUAUGGAUGACAAUGAAAAUUCUAAAGAUUGUGCUUCUGAUACUGCAGAAAAUAAAAUUGCACUUAUUGAUAAAAAGGUUACAGAACAUAUGGAUGUAGUAGACAUUCCAUGUAUGGUUGAAAAUCCAAUCUGUGAAACAAAACUCAGGGAAAAUAGUGUUGCCAGAGUUGAUAUUAAUUAUAAAUGUGAGAACUAUAAUGAUUCUUUUCAACAAGCUUCAGAUGUAAAGAAUCAUUUUAUCACAGUUCACCAAAGUCCAGAAUGUUUCUUUUGUACAUCUUGUGAUAAAAGCUUUUCAACCAAACAAGCAUUAAACAAUCAUUUGACUAAAGAACAUAAUACUUUGGAUAAAGGGGAAAUUAAUGAUCCAGUUGAUUUGAUUUCUACAAAAAUUAAAAUUGAAGAUGAAACAUCCCAAUGUGAUACAGAUUCAAUCAUAAUGACUAGAGAUAAUGAUUUUAUAAAUGAGCCUCCUGAAAAUGUGAUAAUUGAUGUGAAACCUGAAUUUCCUAUUGAUAAUAACAUGUACUUGGAGGAAAUUGUGCAAGAAGAAAAUGAAGAUGAUGAUUUUGAAUGGAAAGAAGAUGAAAAAAUUAACAUUAUUGAAGAAAAUUUCCACGAAGAUAGUUCAAGUGCAAUCGACGAAACUGUAGCUCCUUCAUCUGGAUCAGAAAAAUCUGAUAAACGAUUAAAAAAAAGACAGAAUAAAAAAGGUGGUUCACGCUCUGGUGAACGUGCAUGUUUACCUGCUAUUCAUAGUUGUGCACUUUGUGGAAAAAAAUGGAGGACAGUCACAGAGUUAAAAUCUCAUAUACAAUCACACAGUUCUCUCAGGCCUUAUGUUUGUGAGAUAUGUGGACAAGCCUAUAAAAUGAAAAAAGCUUUAGAUGUGCAUAUUGGAAUGCAUAAUGGGAUACAUCCUUUUACUUGUGAAUACUGUAAUAAGUCUUUUACUCAAAAAGUUGGUCUACAAAAACAUAUUCCUAUCCAUACUGGAUAUACGCGGUUUCAAUGUGAUUUGUGUGGGAAGCGAUUUAUUCAUCAAAAAAGUUUUCAUAUACAUACAAUGACUCAUACAGGUGAAAAACAUGUUAAAUGUUCUGAAUGCGGUUUGGCUGUUUUAUCUCAAUCACAUCUUAAGCGACAUUUAAGAGUUCAUACUGGAGAGCGACCAUAUGCUUGUCCAAUAUGUGGGAAACGUUUUGCAGAAAAGUAUAAUAUGAACGCUCAUGUGCAUAUCCAUGAUAAUAGUGGAGGACUUGGGCCGAAAAGAAAUAGAAAUCAUAUAUGUCAAUUGUGUGGCAUGAGUUAUGAUCGAAAACAUAAACUUGAAUAUCAUUUAGCUUCAGCGCAUAACAAAAUUGAUACUAAACUUUCUCAAAAUCAAGAACUAGUGCAACUACAACAACCAAAAAUUGAAUACUUUCAAGAAAAUUCUCAAAAUCACCAAAUCAUCAAUGUGGAUAAUAAUUCUAUUAAUCGCAAUGGUAGCACUGCAAUGAUAACAGUCAGCGGUGUUAAACUUCCAAUAUCCUUAGAUGACACUCCAAUUAUGGUUGCUACAAUGCCACAGCCACCUCAUGCUACUAGUCUUGUUCAACGUAACAUACCAGCUGAAGGUUCUCUUCUCACUUACAGCCCAUCAAACACAAAUGAUAAUAAUGAACAGCCGUUGGUUGAUAAUUCACAGAAAUGCUGUAACUAUACAACUGUCUUAAGAUAAUAAGUUUAUAGAUAAAUAUAAGGUGGAGGACUGCAACCUUAAAAAGACCCUCAGAGAUUAUGCUAACUCGCAUUAAACUAAAUCUAAUGUUUUAUAUUGAGAUAGAAUUCUGAAUAGUAGUUUCAAAUAUCUAUUAAAUAUUCAUAUUUCUAAAUAAUUGUAAGCUGUUUAUGUCUAGUAAAUUAGUGUCUAUUGUUGUUCCACGCACAAAUUUAUUCUUAAGUAGUUAUUAUUAAUAAAUAAUUAUAUAAAGCAAUUAAUUUUUUACAGCAUAUGUAUGUUUUGGUCUAUUGACAAGGUAUAUGAUAGUAUAUUGCUAUUUUUAUUUAUUUGAUAGAAAUUCACUCAACAUAAUUCCACGAAUACUAUUGAAUACAUUAUGAUGACAUAUAUCAGUUAGUUGAUAAAAAUAAUAUA